Messenger RNA from Penicillium verhagenii, 1629 nucleotides. RefSeq names its product MFS transporter. The transcript has 4 exons. The record is from RefSeq and is a predicted model, not a curated record. NCBI's taxonomy places the organism in Eukaryota, Fungi, Ascomycota, Eurotiomycetes, Eurotiales, Aspergillaceae. The coding region runs from base 1 to 1629 and encodes 542 amino acids. Gene Ontology annotation, biological process: transmembrane transport. Gene Ontology annotation, molecular function: transmembrane transporter activity. Gene Ontology annotation, cellular component: membrane.
AUGGCCAACAAGUCUGAUGAUGUUGCUGGAGAACCACAACAUUAUGACAGAGACCAGGAUAAAUCAAUCAUGGACUCAGGGUCCACCCAAGUUGGCCUUGGAGAUCUCAUGGCCCUUGAUGGAGUCGACCAAGCUUUGGCUGCAAAGAUGAACCUUGUGAAUGAUGCAAUAGAUACGAUUGGAUUCACCGGAUAUCACACCAAGUUAUUUUUCCUCAAUGGAUUCGGGUGCGAGAAACCAAUUGAACAAAGACUAAAAGUACUCCCAACUAACCACGAUUUCCAAAUCUUCAGAUACGGCGUCGACUCCUUAUUACUCUUCCUCAUGAGCAUAUCUGCCGAUCAAGUAGGGGCACAAUACCCCCCGAAAUUCUCCAGAGGAGCCCAACUAGGCUUCUAUCUGGCUUUAUUAGCAGGAGCUUUAUUCUGGGGUAGCACUGCAGAUAUCAUCGGUCGAAAAUGGGCUUUCAAUUUUUCCCUACUCAUCAGCGCGAUCUUUGCCAUCACGGCAGGGGCUGCUCCAAGCUACGCAGGAUGGGCCACCAUGGUCGCGUUGUCAGCCUUUGGCUCGGGCGGUAAUCUGGUGCUGGACACAACUGUCUUCUUGGAAUAUCUCCCCUCAAAUAAGCAAUGGCUUCUUACUCUCCUGGCUGGCUGGUGGGGUGUUGGUCAGACCGUGGCUGGCCUCAUUGCCUGGGGAUAUAUGGCGAAAUACAGUUGUCCCACGGAUGGAUCCGUCCCGUGCACAAACGCCAACAACAUGGGCUGGAGAUACCUCUUCUACACAGCCGGAGCCCUUGUCUUCAUCCUGAGCAUCGCCCGAGUCCUCGUCAUCCGUUUCCACGAGACACCCAAGUUCCUCCUUUGCCAAGGUCGAGACGAGGACGUUGUAAAGACUCUCCAGGAUCUCGCCAACAAUCACAAUCGCGUCUGCCGCCUGACCCUGGACCAGCUCCAAGCCCAUGGCCAGAUCCACAGCUCGCACGCACAGAAUAAAGCAUCGUUUUCCGAGCUAGCCGUGCACGUACGAGGCUUAUUUGUAACGAAGACCCUCGCCCUCUCAACAUCCCUGGUAUGGCUCUCCUGGGCUCUGAUUGGCUUGGGCUACGCAUUAUAUUAUGUCUACCUGCCGGAAUAUCUCGCGUCUCGAGAUACAUCUUCUGGAUCAGACUCGACCUACCUUACAUGGCGAAACUAUGCGAUCACCAACCUAUGCGCCAUUCCGGGUCCGAUCAUUGCCGGCUUUAUGUGUGAGAUGCCUAUGUUUGGGCGGAAGAGGACAAUGGCAAUUGGUGCCUUUCUGACCAUGAUAUUUUUCUUUGGUUAUACAGCGGUAAAAACAGAUGCACAGAACUUGGGCUUUUCUUGUGCUAUCUCUGUCGCAAUUAACAUAUACUAUGCCACUCUAUAUGCUUAUACGGUGGAAGUUCUACCAUCCGCGCACCGUGGCACUGGAAACGGUAUUGCAGUAUCUCUUAAUCGUUUGAUGGGUAUGGUUUCUGCGCUCAUUGGAGCUUUUACUUCGACAGCUAGCUCGGUCCCGAUCUACGUAUGUGCUGCUUUGUUGGGAAUGGGUGGUAUUCUUGCUAUCUUGUUCCCUCUAGAAACACGCGGAAAGAAGAGUAUUUAG